Molecule: messenger RNA, 201 nt
Organism: Peronospora matthiolae
Lineage: Eukaryota; Oomycota; Peronosporomycetes; Peronosporales; Peronosporaceae
Source: the annotation of a GenBank genome assembly
AUGCCAUCCCCUAUCUCUCCUCCACCUGGAGGGGGAAAAAACACGUACGGCGGCACGCAGGACGCGAAGGUCCGGUUUGGAGAAGUCGCCGGUCCUGGAAAUGGACGGUUGGACGCCAUCACACCAUCGGAAGGCCUGCAUACGGAAACUGCACCUGUAACAGGGCACCCCGAAGCUUGUACUGAUGACAGCACAAGAUAA